AUGGACCGACAAAAGUGGACCGCCAGGAGCGAACCGCCAGAAACGAAUCGCCAGAAACGAACCCCCAGAAACGAACCGUCAGAAGCGAACCGUCAGAAGCGAACCACCAGAAGUGAACCACCAGAAGCGAACCGCCAGAAACGAACCACCAGAGCGAAUCGCCAGAAGCGAACCGCCAGAAACGAACUGCCAGAAGCGAACCGCCAGAAACGAACCACCAGAAGCGAACUGCCAGAAGCGAACCGCCAGAAACAGAAGCGAACCGCCAGAAACGAACCACCAGAAGCGAACUACCAGAAGCGAACCGCCAGAACGAACCACCAGAAGCGAACCGCCACCAGCGGACCACCACAAGCGAACCGCCACAAGCGAAUCGCCAGAAAUGAACCGCCACAAGCGAACCGCCACAAGCGAACCACCAGAAGCGAACCGCCACAAGCGAACCGCCACAAGCGAACCGCCACAAGCGAACCACCACAAGCGAACCGCCACAAGCGAACCGCCACAAGCGAACCGCCACAAGCGAACCGCCACAAGCGAACCACCACAAGCGAACCCCACAAGCGAACCGCCACAAGCGACCGACACGACACCACAAGCGAACCACCACAAGCGAACCGCCACAAGCGAACCGCCACAAGCGAACCGCCACAAGCGAACCGCCACAAGCGAACCACCACAAGCGAACCGCCACAAGCGAACUACCAGAAGCGAACCACCACAAGCGAACCACCAGAAGCGAACUACCAGAAGCGAACCACCACAAGCGAACCACCACAAGCGAACCGCCAAUUAUGUCACGCGCAAUUCUGUAUGGGUCUGAAGCCGUAUGUGUCAUUUCCGAGAGCUUGGGACAUCUUGUCGAAAGAAGCCUCAUAUUGUGUUGGUAUGAGCAUGGAGGAUUUGAGUAUGAUUAGGUUAUUUAGCAGAAAAUUCCUAUUAGUCCACGUACAUACCUUCUCUCCAGUGCUUCAGUCAGUCGACACAAAUCAGCAGAUAUAG
Penaeus monodon (black tiger shrimp) is the source of this 1002-nucleotide messenger RNA. Its product is annotated as titin homolog. NCBI's taxonomy places the organism in Eukaryota, Metazoa, Arthropoda, Malacostraca, Decapoda, Penaeidae. Bases 1 to 1002 code for a protein of 333 amino acids. The record is from RefSeq and is a predicted model, not a curated record. The transcript has 4 exons.